Molecule: messenger RNA, 1581 nt
Organism: Magnusiomyces paraingens
Lineage: Eukaryota; Fungi; Ascomycota; Dipodascomycetes; Dipodascales; Dipodascaceae
Exons: 2
Coding region: 1-1581 (526 amino acids)
Cellular component (GO): Swr1 complex
Molecular function (GO): nucleosome binding
Source: RefSeq, a predicted model, not a curated record
AUGUCCAAGGUUCUAGUCAUCGACAAUGGCUCGUACACUAUCAAGAUUGGCCACGCCACUGGCCCACAGAACGUCGCAACUCCGCACAUAAUUCCAAACUGUAUAGCGCACGGGAAAAACAAACGCGCGUAUGUCGGGUCGCAGUUCUCACACUGUGUCGACUAUAGCGGACUCGCGUUUCAGCGACCCCUAGAGAAGGGACAACUAGUCGACUGGCGACUCGAGUUUGCAAUUUGGAAUUACACAUUUUUUGGGGCAGACAGCCCACUAACUGUGGAUCCCACAGACUCUGCACUCAUCCUCACCGAAGCUCCAAUGUCGCUACCUGCUAUUUCUUCAAACACAGAUCAGAUUGUAUUUGAAGAGUAUGGGUUUGAGUCUUACUAUCGGUGCACGCCUGGGUCUUUAGUUCCAUGGAACAACAUGGAGGCCGAUUUAUUUGGAGGUGCUUCAAUAACCAAUCCCUCAGAUUCAACAUCAGGAACAGCUUCAUCAGCAUCAGCAUCUCCACCAGUACACCAUCCACCGUUAGCUGAAUGCGCGCUAGUUGUCGAUAUGGGGUUUAAUGCAACAACUGUUCUCCCCACAGUUCUCGGCGAAGUAUACUGGCCGGCGGUUCAACAGGUGAGUGUGGGGGGUCGGUUACUUACAAAUUAUUUGCGUGAAACCAUAUCUUUUCGACACUACAAUAUGAUGGAAGAGACAUAUCUUGUGAACGCUGUUAAGGAAGCGGUAACAAUGGUUGUCCCGGACUUUGAUAAAGCUUUAGACCGGUGUAAAGCGUAUCGAGAACGUCGGGGGAAUGACGCACAACGCAGUUUGGCAGUCCUUGCGCUGAUUCCAGGCCUUUCAGCUAAAGAGAAAAAAAUUCGUUACGAUGAUAUGGAACCGUAUUCAGUAAAGUACGCGCUACCUGAAACACCUGCUGAAAUCGGGUCCAUUUUAACACCUUCUUCCUCCUCUUCUAUUUCCCCCUCUGCUACAACAAAUCCAACGGUUGUAGAUUUAGAUGCCCGCCGUCAGAUUCUGCGUCUGUCAACUGAACGUUUUUCUGUGCCCGAACUGCUCUUUUCGCCGCACCACAUUGGUCUGAACCAAGCCGGUCUUGCCGAGACUAUAGUCAACGCGGCCUCCAAAGCCCCUCCCGAGCUGCGCUCGCUACUUUUGGCCAACGUUGUUGUAGUCGGUGGAGGUGCAAAUAUUCCUGGAGUUGUAGAGCGGCUCAGGCUUGACCUUGCACCUUAUGCCGCUUCACAUCCAGGUCUUGGGGAUAAUGCCCAAGACCUGCUGCGUGUGGCCAAACCUAAAAAAGACCCAGAAACCUAUGCGUGGCACGGAGGCGUGCGGCUGGCCCAACAGAGUGAAAUGUUGGCAAAAGUGCACGUUACACGUGCGGAUUAUCUCGAAUAUGGCGAACGGUUGUGUGCCUCCAAGUUUAAUUCUCGGAGAGCAGAAGAUGCCGAGGGGGAAGAGGGAAGUGGCGGCGUUGGGAGUGGUGGGAUAUUUGAUCAAGGCGAUGGAUCUGGUCGAAAUGCUCUUGAUGAUGAUGACGAUGAUGAUGAAGAUGAUGAUGAUUUAUAG